Opisthorchis viverrini is the source of this 3637-nucleotide messenger RNA. RefSeq lists its product as hypothetical. The transcript is spliced from 28 exons. The record is from RefSeq and is a predicted model, not a curated record. Lineage: Eukaryota; Metazoa; Platyhelminthes; Trematoda; Opisthorchiida; Opisthorchiidae. Bases 13 to 3618 code for a protein of 1201 amino acids.
CUGCGUGCGCUAAUGCGCCAUCAUCAGUGUGAUGCCCUAGUUGUGGUCCCCGGUCAAGUUGCAGCUUUCCUCUUAUUUGAUUUAUUCGAAACUCACAAUCAACAUAUUAUACGAAGUAAAUUUGAGGUUGAUGUUUUUGAAGACUUUAUCAUAUGUAUCAAGAAAAAUGAAGUCCAUCUAUACUGUAACGCCGUAAAUCACGCUUUACUUCUACCAUUCACAAUUCACUGGCCCAAUCUGAGAGUUCACUGUGCGAGUGAAUCAAAAAUGUCCAAUAUUGACGAAUACGAAAAUUACAAAAUAACGGUGUUCCAGAUGCUCGUGAAGGACUGCAAACGACUGGUUGUUCCAUGCUUAGAUAUGUGCGGAGCCAUGGGUUUGCAUGGAUUUAAUAAUCAUUAUGUAUAUCAAGGUAAUGAAAAGUUCACAAAAAUGAUGAUUGAGGAGUGGCCAAUAAUUCAGAGCUAUGCAUUUGAUACAGAGCAUCAGUGCUCCCGAGAAUUCUUCACUCUAUCACGUGAUAUUAUCGAUAUCCCACAUGAGUUGCGUUUGUUGGUCAAUCGAAUAGACCCAGUAUACCUUGAGACAACUCUUGUACGAGCUUUGUUGAGCUCCAUGGGUACAAUUGAAUCAGUAUACCGACUUUUUGACUCGUUUGUUGAAUCGAAGCAACUGUCCUCUAGGGCAAAUCCUAGUGAGCCUCUCUUCAGUUUAUAUCAACACUCUGCAGAAAUACAUGGUCUGUUACCUCCGUACCUACUGUACGGAUUGGACUCGUCCAAGCAAAAUUUGAUCGCCAAAAAUAUCGAAUCCAAGUCGUCAGAUUUGCAAAUGUUGACUGGGUCAGAUCACAUGGUGAUCAGAGGUUACGACCAACCAUCUGGGAUAGUUUGCGAAAGGACCAAUUUCAUACAACAGCCCAAUAAUGCGUCCCAUCUAACGGACCGUAAAUUGCGAUCUGAAAAGAAACUCUGUCAAAUCUAUUCAAAGCUUCUCGAUAUACUGUGGAAGGUAACUGAAGCUUUCAAUGAUGCCGAUUCAGAUAUUGAUCAGACAGUGUCCUGGGCACAGAAUGAAUUAAAGGGUCAGUUACAAUCUGAAUCGUUUAGCAGUUUGGAGAUAAAGUUAACAUAUCCAUGGAAAAACCCAACGGAUGCAGUAACCCUAGCUGUACUCAGUGGGGCCGUCUAUGAUACUGAAGACAUAGAUGGAUCUAGCAUUGGGAGUGUUGUGGCAGCGGAUACUCUACUCAUAUCUACACUACGUCUAAAUGAUAUUUGUCUGAGCCGGAAAGUGAUAAGUCUAACUGCCACAAUUCCGCCAACUUGUAUCUGGACGCGAAACCCACUGCCCAUCGAUAUGACACAGUUUAAUUCCGAUAAGAAGCCGAUUUUCAGUGAACAACUUGAUAUCAUUCUGGCCCCUGCAAAUACUCCCAGCUCAAUUACCGUAACCUGUACCUGUUUCGAGGACUAUGUAAUAAUCAGUGGAAAACGGAUCGGUAUCAGUCAGAUCGAACUUUCAAAUGUGCUGCACUAUCGUCCGGUUGAUAUGGAGCAGCCUGAGCUGCUGGAAUUCUCUCUUCCAUCCUCCUGUAUUACACGCGACGUGCUCACCUCGGCUCUCAGAUGCUGUAUUCUGAAUGGAAAGAGGGACGGGACACUUGGGGAGCUUCAGAAGCCAACAAGAAUUAGGGGCACUGAGACGUUACGAAAUGGGAACAAUUCAGCAAACAUGUCCAUUUGGCUCAUGUUGAAGCCAAAAACGAAAGCGAAACGCCUGUUUUUGGAGCAGGUAGCACCAGUCUGGCGUGCCAAAGGUCUUUUGCGACAGUCUGACUGCCUACCUAAUCGUCAAGCAAUGCGAGCAGCCUUCAUCGCAACCGUGUUGUCACGUGAUACUCAGUCAGUCCUAUCUGACCUUCGAGGCCUCAGUUUUAGUCAGCUGAAAUUCGAUUCAGCAACUGAAGCGGGACUGUAUUCUCUGAACCAGCUGAUGACCGAGCAACCAUCUGCUAAAGCUUGGCUAAUGAUUCAUCAAAGCGAACUACGUCACAUAGAGGCCAGUUGGAGUUUGGACAACUCCGUCGAAGGUAUUUCUUCAGCGUAUGACUAUGCACUGUGCUGUGGAAUCCAUCUUGAGUCGUCAAACGUCCCAUCAUCUAAUGCUGCUUGGGUGGACGAGAUUCGAAGCGUGAUUUUACGAAAUUCAGAAGACAAAGAUAUCAGUCUGUUAUGGACACAUUCAGCAACUAACAAUGAGUCAUCUCCCACAGGAACACAAGAUAACAUUUGCAGGGAGAUGAGGACAAAACCACUUCAUCUCACGGUUGUGUGUGGAACCGUUGGAAGUCGAAAGGACGGUGUGGUGAAAAACGUGGUAGACUUAGUCAAAGAGGAUACGCACUGGAUACAAAUAUUACCCGCCACACCAAGUGAUGUUUCUUCCGCACUGGAGACUGCAGUCAAGGAGUAUGAUUCAUUGCUUUCCUCAAACGCAGAGGCUCGUGUGAGAAUUAGGGGUAUUCUACUCUGCCCUGGUACUUGUGGGGCGAGAGAUGUACUCAAAGCAGUCCACCGGUUAUCUUCCAACGAGAGCACCAAGCAGCUUGUUCACUGCGUUCGAAUAGGUUGUGUGGUUACCUGCGUGGAUACGCGUGCCGUGUUCAUGGAUGGUGGAAGAAUGACAGUCCCUGGCCUACUAGAAAUGUUAUCAGAAGGCUGGACUAAUUACAUCCUGUCCACUGGACCACCAAAGUCACAGCAGGUGGCUGCUACAAAGUUCGGUGUGAAAAUGGAGGACGUUGAAGCCCUAUUGCACUCCGUCAACCCAAAACUGAGUCAGUUGCCAGCCCCAGAAGGACAUGUAGACCGCGGGCACGUUCUCGAAGCUUUGCUUGACGAAGAGGCCUUCAACAGGCCAGGACUAAAGCGCGCCCGAUUACUAUCUUAUCCCAGCUUGAACACGACGCUAGGUAAUCCGAGAAUGCACGCCGUAACUCUGCGGUUUGCGCGACCUGUGGAGCGUGUUCGAUUUACUAACCAUCUGAAAGCCAUAUUCGCCAACUUGAAGCCUUGGCCUUUUUACGGAAAUCUGUACAGCGUUACUGGUCAGAUCGGAUUCACUGGAGAACCCGAUAAAAUCUACGACGUGUUGCACCUCACGCUAAAUGGAAUCAGUCGAAUCAGUGUGAAUACAGACGAUUCUGACUUGUCACGGAAAAGAAAAGCAAACAAGCCUUUUUGGCUGACCGGAAUCUUGGCUGCACCGCCAACAACCAGUAAGGAGUCAGACGAGUGGCUAUCCAAUCAGUUUGCCAACUGGUUGAGAAAAUCAGGACCACAACAGGAAGCAAUUCGUCCGCCAUUGCGACUGUCGGACUUGUCAAAGGCUGACCUGGAGAAAAUACAUGAAAAAUACCACCUUCACCCUCUGCCCGCUGGCUGGUACUACACUGGGUCAUACUACGUGAAUAUGAACGGAGACAAAUCUUUUCAACACCCAAACUUUGACGCGUUCGUACAGGAAUACUUGGAAGGAGAAAACACUAAAAUUGCUGCACGCAACGCAAGAAUCGUGAACCACCCCAUUCCUGACUUAUUCAGUGAGCCCUCGUAAGGGUGGCCUUUAACUCCCA